This is a messenger RNA of Amaranthus tricolor (Joseph's coat), 1341 nucleotides long. RefSeq lists its product as uncharacterized. Bases 1 to 1341 code for a protein of 446 amino acids. Lineage: Eukaryota; Viridiplantae; Streptophyta; Magnoliopsida; Caryophyllales; Amaranthaceae. The record is from RefSeq and is a predicted model, not a curated record. The transcript has 2 exons.
AUGUCAAGUAAUUCAAGUUCACCUUGUUCGAAAAAGUCAAAAGCAAAGGGAAGACAACCCGAUCUUCGUGAAUUAUUGUGUAAAAGAAUGAAAUCCCAACAAACAUCUAACGAAGGCAAUGAAUCUCCUCCUUUAAGUUCCCCUCUAAGUCCUCCUUUAAGUUCCCCUCCAAGUGAAGAUGUUAAUAUGGAAGUAGGUGGUUCAAGUAGAAUUAGUUGUGAUGAACCAUUGGAUGAUGAGUGGGUGUAUGAUGUUGAACUUCUUCCUCAUGACCCGGGAUUGAGGAAAAACAUAAUGGAUUAUCCCCCUAAUGAAAGAAAUCCGGUUAGGAGAGCAUAUAUUCUUAAAAAACCUUGCCAACCAAAAAAACAUGAUUUCCCUCAAAGAAAUAUCUCUGGGUUUAGAGCGUGGAAUAAAUCUGAGAGGCUUGAGAAGCAUGUUGGAGGAAUUAAAAGUGCUCAUAAUAUUGCUUAUGAGAAAUAUAUGAAUCUAAGAGAUGCAAAGAAGACAUCAAUUGAAUUUGUAUUUGAUAAUGCGAGUGAGGUUCAAAUGAAUGAAUAUCAUAUUCGUUUGAAUGCAUCCUUAACUUGUUUGAGAUUUCUUUUGGGGCAAGGUUUGGCAUUCCGCGGACAUGAUGAAAGUGUGGAGUCAUAUAGUAGAGGUAACUUUCUUGAGCUUUUGAAGUGGUUGGGGGGGAAGGUUGAGGAAAUAAGAAAAUAUACUUUCCAAAAUGCACCGAAAAAUUGUCAAUUAACAUCUCCCAAAAUUCAAAAAGACAUUAUCACUUGUUGUGCAAAAGAGACUACUAAACGCAUAAUAGAAGAGGUUGGUGAUGGUUACUUUUCUAUUUUGGCCGAUGAAUCAAGUGAUGUGUCUCAAAAAGAACAACUAGCUCUUGUUUUGCGGUUUGUUAAUAGAGAAAAUGGAUCGGUAGUGGAACGCUUUUUAGGCAUUCUACAUGUGGGUGAUACUACCGCUUUGUCUCUUAAAAAUGCCAUUAUGUCCUUGCUUAUGGAACAUUCAUUGAGUCCUUCCAUGAUAAGAGGUCAAGGGUAUGAUGGGGCAAGUAACAUGAGGGGUGAAAUCAAUGGCCUCAAGACUUUGAUUAUGAAUGAUACUCCAAGAGCCUAUUACAUUCAUUGUUUUGCUCAUCAACUUCAACUAACUCUAGUUGCGGUUGCUAAAAAGAAUGUUAAUUGUAAUUGGCUUUUUGACGUACUUGCAAACUUGUUAAAUGUGGUGGGAGCUUCUUGUAAGAGAAGAGACCUUAUUCGAAAACACCAAGCUCAAGUAGUGGCUCAAGCUUUGGAAGUGGGGGAAAUUGAAAGUGGUCGGGUUUGA